CCGCUCAUCUCCGACGGCAUCAGUACCGACGUCAAACACAAAGCGGAAACUUUGAGGCCGUUGCAAUCGAAAGUUGCACGAUGGGUCUACACACCAUCAUUAAGAAACAACGACAGAAGGAGAAGGAAAUGCGAUUUCUCAUGCUCGGCCUUGACAAUGCCGGCAAGACUACAAUCAUAAAGAAACUCCUAAAUGAAGACAUCUCCCAAAUCUCCCCAACGCUGGGCUUCAACAUCAAAACCCUCACCUCCUUCGAACCCUAUAAACUUAAUAUCUGGGAUGUAGGAGGCCAAAGAACACUACGCUCCUACUGGCGAAAUUACUUUGAGCGCACAGAUGCCGUAAUAUGGGUUGUUGACGCAACAGAUCGCGCACGAAUGUCAGAUUGCCGGGAUGAACUGCGGGGGCUGCUACAGGAGGAACGAUUGAGCGGGGCGACAUUGUUGGUUUUUGCAAAUAAGGCGGAUGUGGAAGGAUGCUUAAGCCCCGGGGAGAUCAAGGAUGCAUUGGGGUUGGAGGAUGUCAGGACCCAUACAUGGAAAAUAUUGAGGUGUAGCGCAGUAACAGGUGAGGGGUUGGAGGGAGGAGUUAGGUGGGUUGUGGAGGAAGUUGCGAAACGGAUAUACAUGUUUGGAUGAAUGAGGGAGUGUGGAGGUGGAUCUGGGAGGGGACAAAUCGUAUGGCGACAUACUCGACACGACUCAAUAAAACAUAGAGUACGAUUGCUGGCCCUACCUCACUCUGGAAUGACAAUGGGUAUAUCUCCCCUA
This is a messenger RNA of Saitoella complicata NRRL Y-17804, 770 nucleotides long. RefSeq names its product ARF/SAR superfamily. Gene Ontology annotation, cellular component: microtubule cytoskeleton; cytoplasm. The record is from RefSeq and is a predicted model, not a curated record. Gene Ontology annotation, biological process: protein folding. The transcript has a single exon. Bases 81 to 638 code for a protein of 185 amino acids. Lineage: Eukaryota; Fungi; Ascomycota; Saitoellomycetes; Saitoellales; Saitoellaceae. Gene Ontology annotation, molecular function: GTPase activity; GTP binding.